AUGAGAUACUUUUGCACCCUCGCCAUCCCCUCCAUAUUGGCCGCGGCCACCCACUUGUCCCUCCGUCAAGAGACAGAAGUAGUGGCCGACCCUGACCAGCUCUUGACCCUGCGCGCCAACUUUUGCAUCGACUACACCAAGCCAGAGUGCGAGGAGGCGAUUGCCACAUGUCAGGGCGAGGGCAAAAUCAUCGAAGACUGCAUCCGGGACGAGCACCCCACCUGCAUCAAGGACGAAGCUUCACCCUGCUCCAAAGCGGUCGUCAAGUGCCUCGCCGACUUUGGCGCGGAAGAGGACGCGGACGAGGCUGUGCACGACUGCCUUAUCGAAAAAGUGAUUUCGCAGGGUGCGAGCGGCGACGAGAACCUGCCCGUCGAGGCCGGAUCAGCACUGAGUCCCGAACAAGCGGCGACAUGCAAGAAGGCGAGCGCCGAGUUUCAAGUGGCGAUGCUCAACGACGACUGCGAUGUGGUGCAGGACGGAGACGAAGGCGUGGCCAAGAGAGCCGACUCGGCGGCGUGCGAUGCCGCGGGGGCCGCUUUUGAAAAGGCCUGGAAGGAUAAUGAAUGUGAGAAAGCAUUCGCUGCUUAG
Akanthomyces muscarius is the source of this 591-nucleotide messenger RNA. RefSeq lists its product as uncharacterized. NCBI's taxonomy places the organism in Eukaryota, Fungi, Ascomycota, Sordariomycetes, Hypocreales, Cordycipitaceae. The record is from RefSeq and is a predicted model, not a curated record. The coding region runs from base 1 to 591 and encodes 196 amino acids. The transcript has a single exon.